AAAAAUCUUAACAAGGGAGGGAGCAAACAGGGAGGUGGUUAUUGGUUAGGGAGCAAAGGAACAAAGUUGGACGCGCGCGGGUUUGCCGUCACCACCGCUCGCCCCUAUACCGGCUCGCCGGAUUCGCCCUCCUCCCGAUUCCAAUCCAAUCCAACUCCGGCAUCCGAAUCCCCUCCUCCUCCGUCGCUUUCGCCUUUGCCUUUGGAGCCCGAAGGCAACAACCCUCCUCCUCCUCUCGAUCCCGAAAUUCGCUUCGAUUCUGCGCCAAAUUCGUUGGGCAUUUUGGAAUUCCUCGGCCUCGAGAUCCAAUCCGGAUUUUGCUGCGUAGCGUUCGAGCCCGAGGCGCGCCUCGAGCAACCAGCCGCACGAAUCGAAUCGAUUCGGAGGAGGGGCCGUUGAACUCCGCAAGACGCGGAGUUGAUGCCACUCGGCGAUGGAUCGCCGCAGCUUCAGGAGUAGUUCUUGCAACGGCGGCGGUAAGAACCCGGUCCCUGCCCCCUCACCGGCGGCGGCGGGGUCCCGGACGUCCGCGGUUCCGGCGGCGGCAGGGUCCAGGACGUCCGCGUCACCGGCGGCGGGGUCGAAGGAGGACGCCGGAGCCGGCGAGCGCAAGGCGCUGCUGCCACGGCAUCUGCCAGGCGGCACGGCGCGCAAGGGCCAGAAGGGUCCCAAGCGGCGCGUGCAGUGGAAGGAUAGCCACGGGAAGAAGCUCGCCGAGGUCUUGGAAUUCCAGCCUAGUGAUUCAAGUGACUCGGACGAUGAAUAUUUGGAUACUUGCAUAUGCACAGUCAUGUAAAUACCGCAGAGCUGAAUCUCCGGUGCAUCUUGCGCAGGUGGAGUCUAUGAAUGUUUAGCAAGAGCUGUAUCUUUAAUGUUACACGUUGGCCUGACAGUCAUGUAUAGAAAAAAGUUCACUCCAGCAGGCUCAUGUUAUCUCUUAUAAUGCAAGCAAGGGCAUAUAUGCCAACCAUCCCUGCGACUGAGGGGCCGGCGAUGAGCACACAUAACCUGUUGGAGAAAUUGCCGCACAGCAGUUAGAAAGGGAAAAAGGACGCCAAGAAAGAAAGCCAGUAUUUGGUUUAUUUUUGGACCGCAAAGCAGACGGCACCCUUGCUUUUCUGACGAGUAACGUUAUAUAAGAAAAGCUAAAUGCUCUUAGAAUCAGACACCAAUAUUUCUUAUUGCACGGCCAGAAUUGUGAUGGUUUUUGUUCAGUAGCAUCUGCCUUUUGGCACGUUAACAGGCUGAUAUUCCUUUCUGAUACUGUCAUCACUUGUCGCAACACUAUUAUUCUUCACAGUAACUUGAUGUCCAAUGGAUGCUCUAAUUCCAAAGUGCAGUUUGUCA
Brachypodium distachyon (stiff brome) is the source of this 1347-nucleotide messenger RNA. RefSeq lists its product as uncharacterized. Bases 434 to 796 code for a protein of 120 amino acids. NCBI's taxonomy places the organism in Eukaryota, Viridiplantae, Streptophyta, Magnoliopsida, Poales, Poaceae. The record is from RefSeq and is a predicted model, not a curated record. The transcript has 3 exons.